AUGAUGGCGGAAGAUUGGAUGACAUUGAAGCUAGAUACAGAGAGGAACAUAAUGAUGAAGCGAGCGCGAACUGCUCGGCUGAUUGUAAUUUGCGGAUAUGUAUUGAUGAUACUAGCAUUUACUGUGAUCAUCGUUUUUCCUUGCUUUGGUAUACCAUUCAGACGCUUAACAAAUCUCACAGAUCGAGACAAACCGUUACCGCUGCAGACGUAUUAUUUCUAUGAUACAGAUAAGAGUCCACAAUUUGAAUUCACAAUUAUUAUUCAAGGCAUAACAAUUUUCUUGGCAGCUAUAACAUACACAUCGGUAGAUGCUUUCCUUGGACUUACGAUUCUUCACAUCUGCGGACAGUUAGAAAACUACAGAGGUCGAUUAGCCAACUUGGUAUCAGGCAAUGAUUUUAAUAAUGCUUUACGAAGUAAUGUGAACGCUCAUCUACGACUCAUCAGAUUUGCUGAUAAGAUCGAAGAUACAUUCACGUUAAUGAUGUUGGGAUUAGUAUUUUAUUUUGAUUUUAUGUGGGCAAUUGAACUAAAUCGACUCGGUUUAGAAUUAAUCGGUUUAUGGCCCAAAACCAAUGGAGAUGUUAAGAAUACCUUCAUUUCGGAUCUUCGUGUGGGCGUAAUUUUCUUUAUAGUAACUGUCCUAUCUAUUAUCCCUCUUUUAUGCUCCCUUGUGCGAGUUUGGGGUGACAUGAUACUUAUAGUAGACAAUCUCCAAGUUACUUUACCUUUACUAGUCGUUUCACUGAAACUUAUUGUCAUACGAUGGAAACGUACAGCUAUUGUAUUGCUCGUAAAGAUGAUGGCAGAAGAUUGGAUGAAAUUAAAGAUAGACGCAGAAAGAAACGUAAUGAUUAGUCGAGCACGGACUGGGCGAUUGAUUGUGAUCUGUGGAUUUUUUUUGAUGAUAUUCGUAUUCACCGUGCUAAUUAUUCUUCCUGCUUUCGGGCUACACUUCAGAUAUAUAACAAAUCUUACGGAUCAGGGAAGAUUAUUACCCUUUCAGGCGUACUACUUUUACAACACAGAUAUGAGUCCGCAAUUUGAGCUCGCGCUUAUGAUUCAAGCUACGACAAUGUUUCUAGGUGCAACAACUUAUACCUCGGUAGAUGCUUUUCUUGGACUCUUGAUCCUUCACAUUUGUGGUCAGUUGGAGAACUUUAAACAUCGAUUGAUCAAUUUGACAUCCUGCAAAGAUUUUGAUACCGCUCUGCGUAACAAUGUACAGACGCAUCUACGAAUAAUAAGGUUUGCCAGUAACAUUGAAGAUGCAUUCACCUUAAUGAUGUUGGGAUUAGUAUUUUAUUUUGGUAUUGUAUUUUGUCUAUUUGGAUUUCUGUUUGUCACUGUGAUUACCGGAAACGAGAUAGGUCACAUGUCUCUUACAAGAAUAUGCUUUUUAGUGAUUGGAAUUUUUACAUUAUUGGCGCAUACGUUUCUCUACUGUGGUGCAGGGGAAAUUAUAGCAAAGCAAAAACAACCAGGUUGUUGCACUCGUAUCGUGGACAUGCGUAAUAAUCAUAGUUUGCCUAGUACAACAAGUGGUGUGAGCGUGUUCGCAUUAGUCUUUGGCAUGGACAUUGCCAAACAUUCACAAUAUAAAGAUUUUGCGUGGGCGAUUAAAUUAAAUCGCUUGGGUUUAGAACUAAUUGGAUUAUGGCCCAAGAAUGAUGAAGUACCUAAAAAUAACUUCUCUUCUGAUCUCCGUGUGGUCAUUAUUUUCGUUAUAGUGACAUUUAUUUCUGGUAUACCUCUCACCUGCUCCCUUAUACGAGUUUGGGGAGACAUGAUACUUAUGGUAGACAAUCUCCAAGUUACAUUACCUUUACUGGUACUUGCCAUUACUUUAAAACAAGGAACAAUAUGUGACGGUUCAACAAGUGAUUUUCUAUAUUUCAAAGCACUUUUAUCCAUCAUAAAAAUGAUGGCGGAAGACUGGAUGGAAUUGAAGACAAGAAAGGAAAGGGAUGUAAUGAUGAGGCGAGCACAGAUUGCUAGAAUUAUUGUCAUCAGUGGAUACAUUCUCAUGGUAUUGGCGUUCAUUUUGGUCAUCAUUCUUCCUUAUUUUGGUUUAUCGUUAAGACGUUUGACAAAUCUGACGGAUCCGGGCAAGCCAUUGCCGCUGCAGACUUAUUAUUUUUAUGACAUAAAUAAGAGCCCACAAUUUGAACUAACGUACAUUGUUCAAGCUAUUACAAUCUUCUUAGCCGCUGUAACUUAUACUUCGGUAGACGCUUUUCUUGGAUUCUCGAUUCUUCAUUUCAGUGGUCAACUGGAAAACUUCAAAAACCGUAUAUUUUACAUGAGUUCUAAUUUACUAAAGUUUCUACAGGUAGAUUUCGAAUGGGCGGUAAAAUUAAAUCGGAUCGCUUUAGAUAUUAUCGGACUUUGGCCUAAAACCGCAAAAAACACUCGACAGAAGUUAAUGUGCAAUUUUCGGGUGCUUAUGGUAUUUCUGGCCGUAACGUGCGGCGUACUAAUACCUUCUAUACAUUCAUUGAUAAAAAUUUAUGGAGACAUAAUGCUAAUGCUAGACAAUUUACAAUUUACCUUACCGGCUAUAAGUUGUUCGAUAAGAAUCAUGAUUUUUUGGUGGAAGAAGGAAGCCAUCAUACCGAUCAUGAAUAUGAUCGCGGAAGAUUGGACAAAAUCGAAAAAUAUACAAGAUAGAAACGUUAUGAUUAGAAGAGCAUACACUGCACGCAUUAUUAUUACUUGCGCCUAUUGCAUAAUGGGAGUAGCGUGUUUUUUCAUUAUCAUUCUCCCAAGCUUUGGAAUAUCGAUGAGAUUAACGCCCAAUAUCACUGAUCCAGGCAAACCAAUGCCUCUACAAACGUAUUAUAUUUACGAUAUAACCAAAAGGCCGCAAUACGAAAUAACGUUUUGUAAUGAAAUAUAUUAUGCGGCAUACAAUAAUGAAUGGUAUUCUGUGGAUCCAAAAAUUGCGAAAGAUUUAUUGCUUUUAUUGGUAAGAGGCGCUAAACCAGUCUAUCUUACCGCUGGAAAAAUAUUUCCUAUGACAAUGGCUACAUUUUGCGGCGUAAUGUAUUUUAAUAUUUAA
Messenger RNA from Cyphomyrmex costatus, 3063 nucleotides. RefSeq lists its product as uncharacterized. The coding region runs from base 1 to 3063 and encodes 1020 amino acids. Gene Ontology annotation, molecular function: olfactory receptor activity; odorant binding. The record is from RefSeq and is a predicted model, not a curated record. Gene Ontology annotation, cellular component: plasma membrane. NCBI's taxonomy places the organism in Eukaryota, Metazoa, Arthropoda, Insecta, Hymenoptera, Formicidae. Gene Ontology annotation, biological process: detection of chemical stimulus involved in sensory perception of smell; sensory perception of smell. The transcript is spliced from 12 exons.